UCUGCGCAGGCGCAAGCGCGUCCCCGGUGCACGGACUCGCUGCUGGCGGUUAGCGAGAGCGGGAGCGGGUGACCAGAAAGCCGGCGCCAUGGUAGAGAAGGAGGAGGCUGGCGGCGGCGGCGGCGGCGGCAUUAGCGAGGAGGAGGCAGCGCAGUAUGACCGACAGAUCCGCCUGUGGGGAUUGGAGGCCCAGAAGCGGCUUCGAGCUUCCCGGGUGCUGAUUGUUGGCAUGAAAGGACUUGGAGCUGAAAUUGCCAAGAAUCUUAUCCUGGCAGGAGUCAAAGGACUCACCAUGCUGGACCACGAACAGGUAUCUCCAGAAGACCCUGGAGCUCAGUUCUUGAUUCAGACUGGGUCUGUGGGCCGAAAUAGGGCCGAGGCCUCUUUGGAACGAGCCCAGAAUCUCAAUCCCAUGGUGGAUGUAAAGGUGGACACUGAGGAUGUAGAGAAGAAGCCAGAGUCCUUCUUCACGAAGUUUGAUGCGACAAGGCUGUGCUUGAACUCAGCCUUUUGCUCAUUACAUUCCAGUGAUGUGACUUUCAAACUUGGCUUCCUCCCAUCGUCUCUUUCUAGAGAGAAAACCAAAGUUGCCAAAGUAAGCCAAGGAGUGGAGGAUGGACCUGAAGCCAAGAGAGCAAAGCUUGAUUCAUCAGAGACAACCAUGGUCAAAAAGAAAGUGCUUUUUUGCCCUGUAAAAGAGGCGCUAGAAGUGGACUGGCGUGGAGAGAAAGCCAAGGCUGCCCUGAAGCGUACUGCCCCCGACUACUUUCUGCUGCAAGUGCUGCUGAAAUUCCGCACGGAUAAAGGGAGAGACCCGACUUGUGACAGCUACGAGGAGGACGCGGAGCUGCUACUGCAGAUACGGAGUGACGUGUGUGACUCACUGGGCCUCAGUCCUGACCUGCUUCCCGAUGACUUUGUCAGGUACUGCUUCUCUGAGAUGGCCCCAGUAUGUGCUGUGGUUGGAGGGAUCUUGGCACAGGAAAUUGUGAAGGCCCUGUCUCAGAGGGACCCUCCUCACAACAACUUCUUCUUCUUCGACGGCAUGAAGGGGAGUGGAAUUGUGGAGUGCCUUGGUCCCCAGUGAGCUGAGGUGUGUACAAGGCCACCGAGUCACCUGCCCUCUCUCUGGAUCAUUUUUCUAGAGCAAGCAGGCCAGACUUCAUCCUGCCUUUGUCUUCGCAGCUAUCAGGGACCUGUGGGGUCCCAAGUAUGAUAAUCAUGUGGCACCUCUGGCAUUGCUCCCUUGGGCUGUCACUGGGGACUGGCAGCGCCUAGUGAGAGAGAGCAUCAUACUUUACUUCAUGAUGUCAGAGUGUCUUGUCACCGUUUGGACUUAACUUCUCUCUAUAGUCAGCAGAGGGGAUCGGGGCCCAGUGCUGCCUGGAGAACUGAGAACAGACCUCUGUUGUUGACCCUCCCUCAGGCUGGAGCCUGGGUGUUGGAAGGGAGAGACUGUCACCCAGUUGUCAUGUCUUUUGGUUGUGAGCCUAUGCACCUUACCUUUAAUGGUUGAACCAUCUUUUCAGCCCAAACAGUUUAUUUCUAAAAAGUAGAUUUAAUGCUAGGGGCCAUUAUGCAGGCUUGGAAUCCUAGACGAUGGGAUGCCGGGGCAGGAGGAUUUACUGUAAAUUUCAGGGNCAAGUUGGUCUACAUAAUGUACCAAGAACCUUUCUCAAACUAUAGUAAAGGGCAUAUUCCAGAGUUAGGGUGGGGUGNCCAGGCCCCUGGCAGCAGGAGUGGGUUGGGGGCAGUUGGUUUGCUCUUCCUUCUAGGAGCGUGAGGGCAGCCUGUCUAGUUUGUAGAUCCCCUUGGUUGCUGGAUAAAGGAUGAUAAUAAAGUGUGUUUCUCUCGA
Messenger RNA from Mus caroli (Ryukyu mouse), 1855 nucleotides. The record is from RefSeq and is a predicted model, not a curated record. NCBI's taxonomy places the organism in Eukaryota, Metazoa, Chordata, Mammalia, Rodentia, Muridae.